AUGGUCAAUGCACUCGUCUUCUCCGCGGCGCUCGCAGCCGCUUCCAUUGCCACUGUCGCCCAGGCUGCCAGCCUCAAGCAGGAUCCCCUCUUUGGCUGUGUCUCCCAGGCUUCCGGAACUCUGAGUCUCGGAACUCCUGACGACAGCGAUGCCAUCCCUGCCGGCUUCGUCGCUGGUCGCACAGGCAAGUCCAGGAUUACAGGCACGUCCGGAAACUCUGUUCUCUCCACCACUCGUACCAACGGCGACGCUGUGUCCGCGCAAGAUUUUGAGUUCCUUAACUGCACCCAAAGCCUAAUCGACCGUGGCUACGCCCUCCGAGUGCCCAACAGCUUCGCCAACCUGACCACUGAAGAUACCACUUUCACCUACUCGUGGGGCGUCCUGCGAAGCAGCGGCUCCACCCAGCACUCUCUGUCGUCCAAGACUGCCCAGGACAGCAACGGCAGGCUCGACGGCGCCGCUCUUCUUAACACUAAGGUUUCUGAGACUCCCGUCGAAUACCGAACCUUCAUUAUGGCCACUAUCGACAACUCUACACCUAAAUUCCUCGAGUACUACCCCUUUGCCGGCACCAAGAAGGCACCCAAGGCUGGUGUCUUCUACCCCAUCGAUGACAAGUGGGGAACUGUCGGCAUUGCCACCAACAUGACCAAGCACGACGGCUCCGCCUACCUCACACUCUCCACGUCCGGCUAA
Molecule: messenger RNA, 699 nt
Organism: Microstroma glucosiphilum
Lineage: Eukaryota; Fungi; Basidiomycota; Exobasidiomycetes; Microstromatales; Microstromataceae
Exons: 2
Coding region: 1-699 (232 amino acids)
Source: RefSeq, a predicted model, not a curated record